Molecule: messenger RNA, 1310 nt
Organism: Cephus cinctus (wheat stem sawfly)
Lineage: Eukaryota; Metazoa; Arthropoda; Insecta; Hymenoptera; Cephidae
Product: cell growth-regulating nucleolar protein
Exons: 2
Coding region: 233-1264 (343 amino acids)
Biological process (GO): rRNA processing; negative regulation of transcription by RNA polymerase II
Cellular component (GO): nucleolus
Molecular function (GO): DNA binding
Source: RefSeq, a predicted model, not a curated record
UUAUUUUCUGCGGUUGACGCCACCACGAUCGAAGAACACGUGUCUUUCCCCUGUACACUUUUCAAUUACUUGUUUUUCCUUACAAUUGUGGAUCAAGUAUACAAUAUUUAAUUAGUAUAGACUAAUUAUUACAUUAUAAGGCAAUCAUUAAAGAAAUCUUUGUUGAGGUUCCUAUGGAGAAAUUUUAGUGUCUUUCCAUCAGUCUCGGUUAACCUAACGCAUAUUACUCAGGAUGGUUUACUUUACCUGUAACAAUUGUGGUGAGAGCCUAAAAAAACCUCAAGUUGCUAAGCAUUAUCAGUUUAAAUGCCGAAAUCCUGCUUCUCUUACAUGUGUGGAUUGUUUAAAAGAUUUUUGGGCUGACGAGUAUGUGGCACAUACAAAAUGUAUUACUGAGAAUGAGAGAUACGGUGGCAAAGACUAUGUACCAAAACCUGGUACAAAUAAGGGUGAGAAAAAGCAGCAAGAUUGGAUUAAUAUCGUGCAGAAUUUGCUGACAACCUCUAACAACCUUUCUAAGGCUGAACGGGACAUGUUGAACACGAUGUCCAAAUAUGAAAAUAUUCCAAGGAAGAAAGCAAAGUUUUUAAAUUUUAUUAAGAAUGUCUUUGGUAAUAGAACCAAUAUGGCUGUGGUUGAAAGUAUAUGGGCAAAAAUGGAAGAAGCUUUCAAGGAAGCAGUAGGAAGUACUAAGAAUGGUCAGAAAGAAAAUAAUGAAGGAAAAUCAGACAAGGCACAUACUGUAGAUCCAGGAGAGAACAAUGUUGCAGAGAAUCAAAAUAAUGAAAAUCUCUCAAGGGAAAAUGGAGAUUCGACUCAAGAGGAAAAGAAGAAGAAGAAGAAACGUAAAAAUGAACCAGAAUACAAUAAUAGUACAGAAGUUACAAGCAUUCAAGAAGACAAGACAAAGACAAACUCGAAGAAAAGAAAGUUAUCAGAAUCAGAGAAUAACGAAGAAGAUAAUUUUACUGCAAAGAGAAAAAAUGGAGAUUCUAACAAAAAACUUGAUUCUUCAAUAUUGAUUGAACAGAAUGGCGUUAGUGAUAAUAUUAAAUUCAAUUGGAAGGGUACUAUUUUGGAGAUAGUAUCCACCAAAGGAGAAAUAUCUCUUAAAAAACUUAAGAAGAAAGUCGUCGGACUAUACAUAGCCCAAAGUUCAGACACCGUAACGACUGAAAAAGCGGAAUUGAAAUUCAACAAGAAACUAAACAAACUAUCACAAGUGGUAGUGUCAGAAGAGAAAGUGAGAUUAGCACAAUUGUAAAGCCGUAAUAAUGUAUCUACACAAAAUAAAGUAACAAUUUCCUAAU